Vespula pensylvanica (western yellowjacket) is the source of this 852-nucleotide messenger RNA. RefSeq names its product cytochrome b-c1 complex subunit Rieske, mitochondrial-like. Gene Ontology annotation, biological process: mitochondrial electron transport, ubiquinol to cytochrome c. Gene Ontology annotation, molecular function: 2 iron, 2 sulfur cluster binding; quinol-cytochrome-c reductase activity. The coding region runs from base 36 to 728 and encodes 230 amino acids. NCBI's taxonomy places the organism in Eukaryota, Metazoa, Arthropoda, Insecta, Hymenoptera, Vespidae. The record is from RefSeq and is a predicted model, not a curated record. Gene Ontology annotation, cellular component: membrane. The transcript has 4 exons.
AAAUUAUUGAAAAUUUUUCCACAUAAAUAUCAAAAAUGUGGAAAAAGACAAUGAUACUCGCAAAUACGAUUAUAGACUUAACUUCAAAAAUCGCAAGAAAAAAAAGAUAUUUACCAGCGUCGUUUGUAACUUGUGAUCCAAACAGAUAUGCCCAUUCCGACAUCCCACUUCCAGACUUUAAAGAUAUAUUAAAGAAAGAUAAAAAACCGCUCGAUACAAAUGAAAAUAAAAAAUGUUUAACUUACGGCGUAUCUUUUAUUGCCGGAGUAACUUGUAUGUACGCUUUAAAGUCUCAUGUAUUGCAUUAUUUAAUGUUUUUGGCACCGUCUCGAGAUGUUCUAGCUACUGCUCAAUCAGAAGCCACAUUAACUAAUAUACCAGAAGGGAAAGUUGCGAUUGUUAAGUGGCGAGGAAAACCAGUUUUUCUUUAUCAUAGAGCACAAAAUGUUAUCGAUCAAGAAAGAGAAGUUGAUGUAUCAAUUUUGAGAGAUCCUGAAACGGAUGAAGAAAGAGUGAAAAAACCUGAAUGGUUAAUUGUCAUAGGAGUUUGCACUCAUUUAGGAUGCAUACCUAUUCCUAAUUCUGGUAUGAUUCCAGGAGGUUUCUUUUGUCCUUGUCAUGGAUCUCAUUAUGAUGGGGCCGGUCGUGUACGAAAAGGACCAGCACCUCUUAAUCUUCCUGUUCCUAAAUACGAAUUUAUUAGCGAUGAAAAAAUAAUUAUCGGUUAAUCGGCUGUAUCAGCUUUUUAUUUAUGUCGAAUAACUCGUAUUUAAGAAAUUAACUAUAAGUUUUGACAGUAUCUGUAUCGACUUUAUGAUAAAAAUAAAAAACAGAUAUCUAGUUUUAUACUUA